Cynoglossus semilaevis (tongue sole) is the source of this 368-nucleotide messenger RNA. Its product is annotated as phospholysine phosphohistidine inorganic pyrophosphate phosphatase-like. Gene Ontology annotation, cellular component: cytoplasm; cytosol. The transcript has 3 exons. Lineage: Eukaryota; Metazoa; Chordata; Actinopteri; Pleuronectiformes; Cynoglossidae. Gene Ontology annotation, molecular function: inorganic diphosphate phosphatase activity; phosphatase activity. The annotation marks the transcript as partial. The record is from RefSeq and is a predicted model, not a curated record.
UCUCCUAUCUUCACAGGAGUUCUCCCUGAGUUUGACAGCAUCGAUAAGACGAACCCAAACUGCGUGGUGAUUGGUGAUGCAGCCGAGAACUUCUCCUAUCAGAACCUGAACGAGGCAUUCAGGGUCCUGGUAGGCCUGGAAAAACCAGUGCUCUUCUCUAUGGGCCAAGGGAGAUACUACAAAGAGACAGAUGGUUUGAAAUUGGAUGUUGGUGUUUUUAUGAAGGCUUUGGAGUAUGCAUGUGAUUUAGAGGCCGAAGUCAUUGGAAAGCCAUCCCCAAUGUUCUUUCAGACCGUCCUUGGUGACAUGAACCUUCAACCACAUGAGGUGUGUGACUUUACCACUAGAUGUUGCUAAGUCUUGCACAG